This is a messenger RNA of Chlorella variabilis, 183 nucleotides long. RefSeq lists its product as hypothetical. The transcript is spliced from 2 exons. NCBI's taxonomy places the organism in Eukaryota, Viridiplantae, Chlorophyta, Trebouxiophyceae, Chlorellales, Chlorellaceae. The annotation marks the transcript as partial. The record is from RefSeq and is a predicted model, not a curated record.
GAGUUCAGUGAGGGCGACGAGGUGCAGGUCAUGCCGUGCUGCCACAGCUUCCACCCGCCCUGCCUGGCGCCCUGGCUUCAGACCAACAACUCGUGCCCGACCUGCCGCCAUGAGCUGCCCACCGACGACCAGAAGUAUGAGAACCGGAAGGAGCGGGAGCGGGUGGAGGAGGAGGAUCGGCGG